CUAUAUACUGAAGACAAUGUCUGGAAGCUUCUACUUUGUAAUUGUUGGCCACCACGAUAAUCCAGUUUUUGAAAUGGAGUUUUUGCCAGCUGGAAAAGCAGAAUCCAAAGACGACCAUCGUCAUCUGAACCAGUUCAUAGCUCACGCUGCCCUCGACCUCGUAGAUGAGAAUAUGUGGCUGUCGAACAACAUGUACUUGAAAACUGUGGACAAGUUCAAUGAGUGGUUUGUUUCAGCAUUUGUUACUGCAGGUCAUAUGAGAUUUAUUAUGCUUCAUGACAUAAGGCAAGAAGAUGGAAUAAAGAACUUCUUUACUGAUGUCUAUGACUUAUACAUAAAGUUUGCAAUGAAUCCAUUUUAUGAACCCAAUUCUCCUAUUCGAUCAAGCGCAUUUGACAGAAAAGUUCAGUUUCUUGGGAAGAAGCACCUUUUAAGCUGAAUGCAGAAAAAUUCAGAAACAAACAAUGUCACUACAAUGGGGUAUACUCAGGAAUGUGUACAUUGUAAGUAAGUUGAUUAAAUAGCCUGGAAAAGUUUUACUUGUAGUCUCAAUUUAUCUAAACCUAAUGAAAUUCCUUUUAUAUUUAAAAAUAGUACACUCAGUUUCUUAUGAUUACCAACAGAUCAAUAUUUGCUUAUAAACAGUGUUAUUUAUAAAGAGCUCUUUAUCAGUAAUUGUGAAAUACCUUUAUUUUAAAAAUUGAGAAUAAGCUUUUGAAUUUCCUCAUUCAGAUAGCUUGAUCUUGAUGUAACAAUCCAGAACCAAAUGUCACUGUCAAGAUUUGGUAGAUUGAAAACUAAUAGCUUCUGCAGUAGGGAAUGAAGUUGAUAGCACAUACAUGGGCUUAUCUAUACAUCUAGAGAUGUUAUGAAAAUGUACAGGCAGUUUACAUGGCACUACCCAAGAAGCCGAAGCAAACAGCUUUUGCAGCGCCAAAUGCCACAUGCCUGCCCCUGUCAGAGACUGGGAACAGUGAUCCUGCUAUAAUUCUAGAAUCCUGGAUCCAUGUUUGCAAAGUGGGAGGCUGGGACCAAAGUGACAGGUUAUGUUCUUAUAUUUCCUUUCCCUCAGACAGUAAACUAAAGAUUAAGUGCACCUGUUGGUAGCUGUACUAGUAAAAAGUUGUAAGGCAAUUUUAGAAUUGUAAACAAAGAAAAGCUUGCAUUACCUUAACAUUUGCACUUGUAGCCAUUUAGGCUGUACACCAGAGCAGGUGGGGAAUGGACUCUUUUGUACUGUAACAAGUGGGGGAAUCUUACUGUCAACUAGUAAAUGGCCACUGAAAAGCAAGUAAUAUUAACCAGAUAUUUUC
Diceros bicornis minor is the source of this 1313-nucleotide messenger RNA. It is a transcript of the gene TRAPPC2, whose product is annotated as trafficking protein particle complex subunit 2. The transcript is spliced from 4 exons. Lineage: Eukaryota; Metazoa; Chordata; Mammalia; Perissodactyla; Rhinocerotidae. The record is from RefSeq and is a predicted model, not a curated record. Gene Ontology annotation, biological process: endoplasmic reticulum to Golgi vesicle-mediated transport. Gene Ontology annotation, cellular component: TRAPP complex; cytoplasm; nucleus. Bases 17 to 439 code for a protein of 140 amino acids.